CUACAUGAGUCGAGUUCAUCGAGUGGCAUGGCCAUGGCAAAGCCCCCGGCCACGCCGGCGAUCGAGUGCACCGUACCCCCAUCCUGAUCCUAGCUGGAGCUCCGCGAGGAGGAUCAUCGAGGAGAGCGAGCACGGUGACGUGAGAAAGGUAGAGAGAGUUUUAGAGGCAGAGCCGGGAGCUGAGCUGUGCCUGUGUCAAGCUAGUCAAGUGUGUAAGUAUAAUUGAAAUGGCUGAAAGACAUGGAUUUCAUGAGGCACAUUUCACCUCCAUACCCUGUCAGAGCAACGUCUAUGGUCUUACAUCCUUGGCCUACCCUGGAGGAGUCGGUAAGGUGUUGGUUGCUCCACUCAAAGAUAAAGUAGUCUCUCUAGAAUACAUGGCAGAGAGGGGUAAGACUGAGCUUCAACCUGUAGCCAAAGAAAUCCACUUUGCAGGAAUUCCAGAUGAUGCAGAGAUAAUCUCAAUCGAUUCCUACCAACGUCUUAUGGAGGAUGGUGGAGGAUACAUCAUUGGAAUUACAUUUGCCAAGGAUGCAGAGACUGAUCAUCCUUCUCAUAUACUUAACCUUUAUGCACCAUGGGACAAAGGAUCUGAGUAUGUACUUGACAGUAUAGCACAGAUGUGGACCAAUAUAGAGCUGGAUUUCACCCCAUACUAUCUCUGUCACACCAAGAUUCUUGAAGAUGGUGAACAAGAGAUAGUCUUCCUUCUCACCGGGUCUGACAAUCAAGUUCACCUAUAUAGGGAGGAACUUGGUGGUCGAUUCUCUGAGCAUCCAGUGACAAGUAUUUUUCCUGAAUUUAAUGAUUUACCAUGUGUUGCAUUAUGGUUGGACAGUUGGAAUCUCAAAGACUGCAGACGGUUGAGUGUUGUUGGAUGUCGUAGUGGCUAUAUAAGACUUGUGUUAGUUAACACAAGAAAUAAUGAGGUAAUGAACCAAUGGGAGCUGAACCAUGAUAGUGCCAUCACAUGUUCACGUAUCUUCACAUCAUCUACUCACAUGGAAUCAGCAUUACCUUGGCUUGAGAGGAGAGAAGAAGGGAUUCAAGAGAAAGAGGAGGAAGAUGAUACUGUCGAUGAUACCAUCUUAGAUGAUGAUCUUAAUAUUCUUAUCACAAGUGCUGUAGAAGUUGCAGUUGUUUACAGGAAUGUAUUGAAAGAAGGAUUCCAAAAUCAGACAUUGCUGCCGCAAAGUGACUUGUUUGAUUGUGCGCUAUGUACAUGUGUAGCAGAUUUAGACUGGGAUGGUCAGAAUGAACUUCUCAUAGGCACUUAUGGACAGGCACUUUUGGCUUACAAGUACAUUUCACCUGAAAGUGCUAAUAUACCAUCUACCAAUGAACAAGCUAAAUCAGAUAACAGUCUUCCUGAUGAGAAACCAACCAAUGAUGAGGACGGUGAAGGGGGAGGAGGGGGAGGUGGUGGAGGAAGAAGAAAUGGUCAUUAUGAGUUGCUCUGGUCUAGAAGCUUUGCCCAUCCGCUUUUAGCCUUGAAUCAUUUUGAUCUCACUGGUGAUGGAUUAAAAGAGGUCAUUGUACUAUCAACCAGAGGACUCCAUGUUCUUCAGCAUAAUCUUGACAAGGCUGCACAGAGGUGUUUAGAAACUUUGAAAGAACUGAAUGGAGAUGACCCAACUUGAUGGGAUGUAUUCCAACAAUUACCACUGUCAUUUCAAUAUUAAUGCAUUAUUGAGAUGAAUCUUGGCUGUCAAGAAGAAACAAGAGUAACUAUUGUAUGGAGAGAUGUACAUGGAAUGGAGUGAACAUUGUUACGCAUGGAUGAGCAUGAGAAAUGACCCACCCUAAGGAUGACUAUAUGAUCCUCCUUGAUGUCCACUAAUGUACAACACCACUAGCCAAGUGCUUUUGCACCACAUUGUUAAUGCCCGGAGUCCUGAUCAGAAUGCUGCAUACUCUAUUUUUCUUUUAAAACCAUUUCUCAAGCAUGGAUGGGCUAAAAAUUUCAGGAUAUAAUCUUUAUUUGAAGCAAUCACUAGUGCAUAUAACAUGGAGAUACCGGGUCACUUCUGUGGCCAUCAUACAUUAUCCAUAUUGCCAAAUUAGUCUCUUGCUUUUAUUACAUAGACCAAAGAUUAAACCCAAAACUGUAGGGGAAGGCGGGGUAAGUUGAUCAUAGGGGCAAGUUGAGCCACCAACCCCAGGCCAAUAAUGAAUGAGUCAGACAUUGUGGUGGUGUCAUGUAUUGAUGACCCAUUGCGUAACCCUAACCCCACCACAUUGUUUUCAACUUUGAAACAAAUGGUACCUUUUUAGAGGGAAAAAUACAAAUUUCAGCAAAAAAGUAAAAAAAGGGUGUGAAAUAGAUAAGUUCUUUUUACACACACGUCUUUAGAUAUAAUAAAGAUAUAAGAACAAUAUUGUUAGUCCAGGUCUGGAUCUUCAUUCUUGUCAUAGUCUUAUGCAUGAUGGAUGCAUAUUAAAUGUGUGGAUGUGAAAUUGUCGCAUUAAGUUCGAACUGGGGUAAGUUGAGCCAGCCAACAUGGGGCAAGUUGAGCCAUGAAAAUUCUUAUGGUAAUGUAUAUAUAAAAAAACAAACUAACUUUAACAUGCCAUCGAUAUGUAGGCAGAAAGGAGCAAAUUUACAUGACUGGUUUUAGAGGAUGUUAGUAUUUACAAUGUAUAGAGAAUUAGCAAAUGAAAGACUUUAAAUAAAAAAUUGACAUGCCGGUUCCUCCCCCAUAUAUUUUGUACGUAGUUUUUGUUGCUCAACUUACCCCAGAAGGUGGCUCAACUUACCCCCACAGAUGGGGUAAGUUGAGCCAUUUGACAUCUCUUUUUUCAAAGGUGACAAUAACUUUCAUUGUUGGGGUAGAAAGUUAUAUAUAAGUGAAAAAUAUUUCAGAAGAAUUACAUUUUAAGGCAAGGUACUUAUUUUUACAAGAUUAUUAAUCAUAUCAAUUCUAACAUGCAAAAAGCAAAAAGUUUCACAACUUACCCCGCCUUCCCCUAACCUUUCAUAAUUUUAAGAGACUUGACACACAACAUUUCUUGAAAGAUCUUUCCAUGUCUCGAUUAGGGAGGCAACUCCAUACACAGGAUGUCAACUUGAUGUGGGAUGCAUGAAAACAAGGGUUUGUAGAAUCUUGUGAUAGAAAUGCCCCAGUACUAAUUAGAGAGUAAGGGGGCAAAAGACACCUUGGGUAAACAAUGAAUAUACAGGGAAUAAUUUUGCUUUACAAAUUUAAAUAGCAUUUUUGGUCAUAAGACAAAGGCUCUCAACUAAGUAAUGUACAGUCCUAUGUAAAAAUAUGCUAUACAAAAGACUUAAUGCAUAGCAGUCUUUCAAAAAUGUGGAGCAAAUUGCGAUUCGAUACCAGGAAAAUUAUUCCCUGGUAUAUCCAAUUAUCCUACAAACGGGAUAGGCUAAAUAGAAGGGCGGAAGGUAGCGGAUUGAGUAUUCAUUGGCAACAAGGCCGUUUUUGUAGGAAUCAUAUCAAUAAAUAUAGACAUAGAUUAUGAUGUGACAAAUAUAAUUGAGUAUAAACGAAACCCUGCACAACUGUGAAAAAAUCUUGAAAGGUUUCAGUGGCAGAAAUGCCUGAUCUUCCAUUGAAAGAUUUAGAGUAAAUGACGAAUACAUUCAUGAACCAAUCGAGCUAGCAAACAAACUUAACCAUUCAUUUGCAAAUUUAGGUGUUAUAUCUGAGGGUGCCCCUCAACAUUAUGAUGAUGGUGACUUGCAUUGUGUCUUUUGGAACCAUUUGCAUUCAUGGACAUAAGUUCUCAGCAUGUACAUGUACUAGAGUCUCUGAAAACACUGGGCAUUGGAAAGGCAACAGGAAUAGAUGGAUUGGACCCUGAAUUGCUCAAAAAAGCCGCCCCAAUUAUAUCUGAACUAAUGACUCCGAUUUUCAAUGUCUCUCUUCAAACAAGGCAAAUACCAAAUGAAUGGAAGACUGCUAAUAUCACACCUAUAUAAAAAAAAGUGGUAAUAGACAUGAUCCUUAUCAUUAUAGUCCCAUAUCUGUUUUUCCCAUCAUGAUGAAGGUUCACGAAAGAGUGGUUCAUGUUCAACUUCAUGCCCAUUUAAAUGAUAAUUAUAUAUUUGUAAAACAACAAUCUGGUUUUAGGAAAAACCAUGUGACAAAUACUGUUCAUCACCUAUUUUUCUGAUAGUCUGUUGAAGCAAGUAGACCAUGGCCAUCUAACAGGUUUUGUGUAUCUUGACCUGAAAAAGGCCUUUGAUUCCGCCAGUCACAAAUUGUUGCUAAAGAAACUUCCUUUUAUGGUGUUAAUGACAGAGAGCUUACUUGGAUUCAAUCAUAAUUACAUGUAUCUGGAAGAACCCAACAUACAAUUAUCAAAGGGACCUUAUCUGACAUUACUUAUGUCAAGACAGGUGUUUCUGCAAGGUUUGAUUAUCGGGCCUCUACUGUUUUUGGUUAUGGUGAAUGAUCGAUUAUCAGGCCUCUGCUGUUUUCGGUUAUGGUGAAUGAUUUACCCAGCAUUCUAGAUAUGUGUCACAUUAUGAUAUAUGCUGAUGACACUACUGUAUUAAAGUGCUGAAAAAAUCAAAGAUAUUGAAUUAGUAUUGAAUAAAGAGCUUGAACUUGUGAAUAAAUAGCUAUUAAAUACAAAACCAUCUGAGGCUAAAUUUAUCUAAAACGCAAUACAAGAUUUUGGGAUCUCCCAGGAAACUAAAAACCUGUGAUGACAUUAACCUAGUUGUUAAAACCAUGUCCUUGAAAGAGUCAACUGUUAUAAAUAUAUAGGGGUGUGGAUGGGCCAUACCAUGACCUGACAAAAGAAUGUAGAAUCAAUGAAGGAGAUUGGCUCAUGGAUUGCUCUCCUUGGAAGGCUCAGAAAAUACCCCACGAUUGACAGUUCAAAAGUGCAGAAUGGUGUAGUGGUACCGCUUGUACGCAAGCAGGCUGAAAAAAAAGCUCUCGUAUUGCUGCCAUUCUUUGGGAUCAGCUUGAUAGUGGUACCCGUAGUGCAGUUUCAAGGCACUCAUUCGCUACAUCGUACUGGAGAGCGUGAAACCACUACAUUGAAACAACAAACCCCAUUUGGCUGGUUCCAGGGUUCAAGCAAGUAAAUACAAAAUAAAUUAAUUGAUAUGAUCAUAGAAAAUGUAUACUUGUUUGUAUAUAUAUAUAUAUAUAUAUAUAUAUGCAUACACACAAUGUAUACAGUAUGUGAACAUUUGUUCUACAUACACACAUAUAUUUCUGUGUGCAUGUACAUACCCUGCAGGUCGGUUGUCUUUAUGAAUAUAUUCUUUAUUUGUUCAUUGUUUCUAACUCUUAUAUACAUGUAUAUAUGUAUUUUGUUUACUUGUUUCCAGGGCCCCCAAGAAAAACAGUGCUGAGUCCACUGACAGGGUCACCCUGGGUAAAGAAAACCAAAUAAAUAAAUAGAUAUGUUGUUGCUAUCCA
This is a messenger RNA of Lytechinus pictus (painted urchin), 5399 nucleotides long. RefSeq names its product KICSTOR complex protein kaptin-like. Gene Ontology annotation, cellular component: KICSTOR complex; lamellipodium; actin cytoskeleton. Bases 228 to 1640 code for a protein of 470 amino acids. The record is from RefSeq and is a predicted model, not a curated record. Lineage: Eukaryota; Metazoa; Echinodermata; Echinoidea; Temnopleuroida; Toxopneustidae. Gene Ontology annotation, molecular function: actin filament binding. The transcript has 12 exons. Gene Ontology annotation, biological process: cellular response to amino acid starvation; negative regulation of TORC1 signaling; actin filament organization.